Spodoptera littoralis (African cotton leafworm) is the source of this 2406-nucleotide messenger RNA. Lineage: Eukaryota; Metazoa; Arthropoda; Insecta; Lepidoptera; Noctuidae. The record is from the annotation of a GenBank genome assembly.
AUGUUGUUUAAACGGAUCAUUGAAGGAAAGUCCAUGUUGAACGCGGAUGCCAAGAACAUUUCGUCGGAGAAAUGUUCUAGAAGGAGGUCGGAAUGUGAUGGAUGUAGUGAACAUUCCACUAUAUUGGAAGAAAUGAUGAAGAUGGUGUUGCUUGGUGUGGUGCUCUGGGCGGGAGUCACCUUCGGGAGUCAUGUGGCUCCUUAUCCUCUAAACCUUAUUUUAUCUACUGACAUUAGUCAUCCACCACCUAUGUAUGAUUAUCCGUUUCCGAGUGCUGAAAUGUUGAGAAGGUUACCGCCUGUCACAGCGCUACAUACAAACAGGUCGAUAAGGAUCAGCAAGCUAGAAGUAUCCAUGUUAGAAAGGUUGGAAAUAAACCUGCAGUCCGCUGGGAUCACCCCUAAAGCGGGCUCUGCUGCCCUUGGUCUGGCGAUCGACGGUUCGGUCUCCGAAAAUGCCAUGCACUAUGAGAAGUCAUCGAUGACGAUCACCAAAGCGUCUCAGAAUCUAGUCUAUACGAGAUGCCGAAGAUAUGGUUUGCCUAAUGAUGAGUGUGCGAGUUUCAUCAGCACGUUGAAUUUGCGUGAGAGUGAGUUUGGUGGCGAGUGUGCGGCUCUAGAGCGUUUCACUUGUCAUACAAAUAAGAUGUCGUCGAAGUAUCGUACUUUUGAUGGUUCCUGCAACAACCCCGUGCGGUCUUCCUGGGGUCAGGCACUCACCGGCUACAAACGUCUUCUGCAUCCCAGAUAUGCCGAUGGCAUUGAAGAGCCUCGUCGUGCUUUGAGUCACAAUGCGUUGCCGUCUCCUCGUGCUGUCAGUACUAAGCUUACAAGUAACCUGGACGUGCCAAACAAUGGCAAGACAAUGGCAUUGGCUAUCUGGAGUCAGUUUGUCUACCAUGAUCUGGUCCAUACUCCGGUUCGCAAAACAAUUCAUACGAACCAAGCUAUUCGGUGCUGUGGAAACGAUGGGUUCCCUCUUAGUCCAAGAUACAUCCAUCCAAGCUGUAUGCCUAUCUCUGUGCCUCAUGAUGAUCCUUUCUACAAGGAGAAGUAUGUCACCUGCAUGGAGUACACACGAUCCGUUACUACUUACAGAGGAGACUGCACUUUUGGAGCUGCUGAGCAGAUGAACCAGGCUACACAUUUCCUGGAUGGGUCAAACAUUUACGGCGCAAACAGUUACGAUGCAGCAGCCCUACGUGAGAGAACCGGUGGACUUCUAAAGACCGCUCAAAUUGAAGACGAAGAACAUCUGCCAUUAGUUGCCAACCCUACUGAGCAGUGCCUUGUGGACAGCAAAACUGGAACUUGCUUCAACACUGGUGACGCCCGUGCCAACACCCAUCCAUGGCUAGCGAGUAUGUACUCCAUUUGGGUGAGAGAACAUAAUCGCAUCGCUCGUAGUCUGGCUACUCUGAAUCCUGGCUGGAACUCCGACCGUCUGUACCAUGAAGCAAGAAGGAUUGUUAUCGCUGAACUCCAACACAUCACCUACAAAACCUGGUUGCCUGCACUUACCGGAAAAUCCUUCGAUGAGUUAUAUGAGAGUUAUGACCCAGGAUACGUCUCAGAGAUUGAUCCCACAAUUACAAACUCUUUCGCCACCGCCGCCUUCCACUUCGUCAACAGCAUUCUUGACCAGGACAUUGAACUCGUUGACAAAGACAACAGUGUGACGCCUCACCGCCUUCUGAACAACUACUUCAAGCCAGAGCUGGUGUCAAAGAAGGGAGGAUUGGAGAAGAUCUUAAGAGGAAUGAUUAGCCAGAAGAGUCAGGGAUUGGACUUCAACUAUGAUGAUGACCUUCGUCAGCAAUGGUUGGGUGGUCUUGAUGUGUUGGCUGUGGACAUCCAACGCGGUCGUGACCAUGGUCUACCUGGAUACAUCCAAUACCGCACUCUCUGUGGUUUACCUGCCGUCUCCAGCUUCCAACAACUCAGUGAUGUUAUGCCAGAAGAGACAAUUGAAAAACUGGCAAAACUGUACGAGCAUCCUGGUGACAUCGACCUGGUCAUUGGUCUGAUGGCAGAGUCACCUGUUCCUGGAUCUCUUUUGGGACCGACAGCAAUUUGCAUCAUUAAGGAACAACUUUGGCGCACAAAGGCAGGAGACAGAUACUUCUACAGUCACCAAGAUGAAGCCGGCAAGUUCACCAAGAGACAGCUUGCUGAAAUAAAGCGCUCAUCUCUCGCAAGACUACUUUGUGACAACACACCUUUUGAUAGAAUUCAGAAGGAUGCCUUCAAACCGGUUUCUGAAAGUAAUCCUAUCGUCCCAUGCGAAGAAAUCAAAAAAGUCAACCUGGAAGCGUGGCAGGCCUCAACAGAACAACCUGACAUUCUCACUCGCACUAACAAUUGGCUCAAAAACAAAGUCGGCAGCUCGGGAAACUCCACCAAGUAG